Pseudogymnoascus verrucosus is the source of this 675-nucleotide messenger RNA. It is a transcript of the gene MCM1, whose product is annotated as transcription factor of the MADS box. Gene Ontology annotation, biological process: positive regulation of transcription by RNA polymerase II. NCBI's taxonomy places the organism in Eukaryota, Fungi, Ascomycota, Leotiomycetes, Thelebolales, Thelebolaceae. The record is from RefSeq and is a predicted model, not a curated record. The transcript is spliced from 3 exons. Bases 1 to 675 code for a protein of 224 amino acids. Gene Ontology annotation, molecular function: protein dimerization activity; RNA polymerase II cis-regulatory region sequence-specific DNA binding; DNA-binding transcription factor activity, RNA polymerase II-specific.
AUGGCCGACAUUACUGAUCAACAACCCGACCAGGCGUCGCCUUCCGUACUCGAGGACGCGCAUGCCGUGGGCAAUGGCACCGCGACCGCGCCCGAUAACCGUGGUGUGAAGCGUCAACGCCCAUCCACCGCCGACGAUGAUGAUGAUGAUGAUGAUAAGCCCGGGCGCGAGAGGAGGAAGAUUGAGAUCAAGUUCAUCGCCGACAAGUCGCGUCGUCACAUCACCUUCUCCAAGCGCAAGGCCGGAAUCAUGAAGAAGGCAUACGAGUUGUCUGUUCUGACUGGCACGCAAGUCCUGUUGCUCGUUGUCUCAGAGACUGGACUUGUGUAUACGUUCACCACCCCGAAGCUUCAGCCUCUUGUCACCAAGGCUGAGGGCAAGAACCUCAUUCAGGCCUGCCUUAACGCUCCAGAGCCAGCCGGCAACAACGAGAACGGCGUCGAGGAUCAAAACCCCGUCGAGUCGCCCGAAGAACCAGCUCCACAACACCUCCCCGCCCAGCAAAGCAGGCCUGGCAUGCAGACGGCGCCCAUGCACCCCAACUACCUCCCCGUCGACGCGCAACAAAUAGCCUACCAGAACUAUCUGGCGCAACAGCAGCAGCAGCAGCGCGGGGGCUACCCAGGCAUGCCCCCACAAGCCGGCAUGCCGCAGCAGCACUCGCACCAGGCAUGA